AUGACCUGGGAUAUCACAACAGAUUUUGAGUACGUCGUGAUGAAGAAGCUUCCGCCGAGAAUAUGUUUUGGGACCGGCCUGGCCAGGGAUGUGUUGCCAAUAAAAGGACCGUGCGUCAGUUCUUUUAUGAAGAGAAACGUUGCUGAAGUGAGACCCAAUCUGGGUCCAGGAAGUUACGAUAUCAAACGUGACGCUUUCUACGAUGUUGAGAAUAGGAUUUACAGCAAGAAUGGUCUCGGAUCGAAAGUGCCGCGAUGGAAAACGAAACAUGAGUACCAGCCGCCUCCUCGUGAAGUUCCACCUGAGAAACCAGCUGAACAGAAUUGUGCUCCGUUCAACUCAACUUCGAAACGAAAGGGAAUAUUUAAAACGACUUCAUGUCCAGCGCCCUGUGACUACUGUCCUGAAUACAGGAAGCGUCAAAUGAAGUUCGCUUACAGUUUUUCAGGAAAGAAAGUUCUGAAAUGUGCUGUUCAAAUCAAAUGUGUGCCGUAUAAUUUGGAUGCCUGCGGGUUUUGCGGCUGUUCCUGCUCAGCGCAAGGCGACUAUUGGCAGUACGAGAAUCGCAUAUUUCUCUGUCGAAAACAUUACGCGAGACUGUUCAGGCAUUGCCUAGCAAAGUUUCAAGGCGCUAAGCUGGCAGAAUUUAAGUCUGUCAGAGAUUGUUUCUUCGCACAUUCCCACAAUAGCUGUAAAGCUGCUCUGAAGAUCAUGAAGAGUGAAGAUAUCGAAAAGAAGCUGAGAAAAGAAGCCUAUCUUGAUUUAUAUUUCCCUCAACGUCGUUUUUGUAAUGAAUAG
This is a messenger RNA of Bombyx mandarina (wild silkworm), 798 nucleotides long. RefSeq lists its product as uncharacterized. The record is from RefSeq and is a predicted model, not a curated record. Gene Ontology annotation, molecular function: cytoskeletal protein binding. Lineage: Eukaryota; Metazoa; Arthropoda; Insecta; Lepidoptera; Bombycidae. Gene Ontology annotation, biological process: regulation of cell projection organization.